UCCUUAUUUAAAUUUGACCUCUGACAUCAUUUGCUCGUCUGCCUGGACCACACUGCAUCAAGAAUGAACCUGCUUUAUGUCCUUUUAUUGGUCCUUUGGUCAGUUUUCAACAGUACCAGCUCCUUCCUUAUCUACAACAAGGACCACAACAAAUGUGUGUAUGCCGCGAGUGCUACUGUAGUGCUGACUGCGCCGUGCGACGCAUCUUUCACAGCUCAGCGUUUCCAAUGGAUUUCCUCUUCACGAAUCAUCAGCCUCGCUUUUAGUCUCUGUUUGGGGGCAGAGAAGAUCGAAGACAGGUUCAAAGUUAUCCUUCUGCCCUGCAAUGAAUCUAACCCCGGACAAACCUGGGAGUGUAAAGAUGAGACCUUGCUUGUAUUGAAGGGACAUCCACUGCACUUGAACUAUGGAGAUUUUGUUGAGCCAAAUGUGAUGCUGUUUAAUGAAGCAGGUGUUUGGAGUCGCUGGCUGAUUUAUGGGACCAACGAAAAUUUGUGUUCUCGUGGAUAUCAAGAGAUGGCUAGUAAUCCUAAUGGGAAACCAUGCUAUUUCCCUUUUAAGUUUAAUGGAGAUGUGUACGCCGAGUGCACUGUGGAUGGCAGGGCUGAUGGUCAGCUGUGGUGUUCCACAGAAAGUGAUUUCGAAAAGGAAGAGUGGGGCCUCUGCCACCCAAUAAAUGCCCCAGAGCCCAACAUCGCAGUGUAUGGGCAGAUGCAGGACAGAGAGCAUGUGAUAGUGAUGUGUUCAUUUGGCAGGAGGUUCACUAAGAGCUCUUUCCAGCUGUCAGUGGAGGGUGAACACAACUACACACUGAAGGACCCACUGUGUUAUUCAAAUGAAAAGUGUGUGUUUGAUGUGAAAGUGAGUCCACCUGUUUCCUUCACCUGUGUGCACGAGAUUAAUUCUGCGGUGAACCGUCGCAGUGAGACCUACACCUACAGCCCAUCUGAUUUUCCUGCAGUCUUGGAUCAGCAUGAGGAAGGAGUAUCUUCAUUCUAUAUUGGCUUUUUCUCCUUCAUUGUUGUUGGUCUCGUCAUCAUGACAGCUGCAGUGAUCAUGGCCACCUUUAAGAGCAAUGCUAAAGCGCAGCUCCCCAGUAACAGGGACAACAUUCUUGUGAGCCAGCUUCAGAAGAGUCUUCCUUCUGGGACGACGGCCAUGCAAACCGACUUGUUGCAGUGUGUGGCGUUUGGUCUGAGCACUGACAAGCUGACCUUCCGCUUCUGCAACCUCUAA
This is a messenger RNA of Rhinichthys klamathensis goyatoka, 1236 nucleotides long. RefSeq names its product macrophage mannose receptor 1-like. The record is from RefSeq and is a predicted model, not a curated record. The transcript has 6 exons. The coding region runs from base 64 to 1236 and encodes 390 amino acids. NCBI's taxonomy places the organism in Eukaryota, Metazoa, Chordata, Actinopteri, Cypriniformes, Leuciscidae.